AUGAACAUCUAUGAAAAACUGCUGUGGACAUCAACACCAAGAGAGAUGGCUAGGAAAUUUCUGAUGGAAAUGAGGAAUUAUCAAAAGGGAAGACGGAUACCAACUGCAAAAAUCAACGCAAUCAUUUCAAGGCUGAACAUCAUGAAAGACUGUGGAAGAAUACUGACAACGCUCAAAUUCAAAAGGAUUAGAAUGAAAGACUUCAGAAAAGAACCAAAGAAAUACGAAAAAAAGAUACAGGAAGGUUUGGAGGAACUGCAAAUGAAAAUCUUUUUCAACAAAGAAAAUCUGAGCAUGGCUGUAAGAAUGUCUAGGAAACUCAAAUGUAUCACUGGAAAGGAGUUGGAAAAAGUCAAAGAGAAAAAUGAAUCACUUUGCAAGUACUCAAAAUCUUUUUUUUCUUAA
Messenger RNA from Strongyloides ratti, 405 nucleotides. RefSeq lists its product as hypothetical. NCBI's taxonomy places the organism in Eukaryota, Metazoa, Nematoda, Chromadorea, Rhabditida, Strongyloididae. Bases 1 to 405 code for a protein of 134 amino acids. The transcript has a single exon. The record is from RefSeq and is a predicted model, not a curated record.